Messenger RNA from Betta splendens (Siamese fighting fish), 2622 nucleotides. RefSeq names its product choline transporter-like protein 1. NCBI's taxonomy places the organism in Eukaryota, Metazoa, Chordata, Actinopteri, Anabantiformes, Osphronemidae. Bases 243 to 2207 code for a protein of 654 amino acids. Gene Ontology annotation, cellular component: membrane. Gene Ontology annotation, biological process: transmembrane transport. The transcript has 16 exons. The record is from RefSeq and is a predicted model, not a curated record. Gene Ontology annotation, molecular function: transmembrane transporter activity.
CUUCCGCCUUUUACCUGCAGCUAAAAACUCGGAGACGUUCACUCUCGUAAUGGGCGUUUGCCCAUGAAAGGAUUCGGAUAUUAGACGAGCUAGACGCGUUGUUGAGCCUGUACAUGUGCUUUUGAAAAAAAAAGAGACGAUAGGGGAGAAGUGUAAUGAACUAAACUCAAACGUUUAACAGCGCAAAAGGCAGAAACUUUAGUUUGCCUCUCGCUAAACCUCGCGUCUCCUCGUCGUUCACAAUGGGGUGUUGCGGCAGCGCAGAGAAAAAGCGGGACUGGACGCCGCUGGAGGACCGCAGCUGCACGGACGUCCCAUGGCUCGUCGUGUUCGCCCUGUUCUGUUUUGGGAUGCUGUGUAUUUGUGGCUACCCCAUUGCCACAGGUGGUGCCUCCAGGCUGAUCUCGGGAUAUGACAGUUACGGCAACACUUGUGGGCGGAAUAACACCAACACCAAGAUUGAGGGAGUACCGCUCAGUGGCAAGGACAUGACCGAAAACAAAUUUGUUUUCUUUUUGGAGCCCUGCAACGUUGACAUCAUCAACAGGAAGGUCAAGUCCAUUGCCUUGUGUGUCUCUAGGUGUCCUGCUACUGAACUCACCACAUAUGAUGAUUUAAAGAAGUUUGCUCUGAAUAAUGGCUCUUAUCUCUGCUCGUAUGAUAUUCCCUUCACAAAAUAUACAAGCCAUCCAGAUCGUCUCACUAAAUGUCCAAAACUCCCUGUUCCAGCAAGUAAGGCUUUCCCAGUGUUCCACCGCUGUAUUCCUGUGGAUGUCGGCUGCUACGCUCAGUUCGCCCAGGCAUUCAUUACAUUUGUCAGUGACAACUCUGUGAUGCGCCGGGUCAUCGCCGGUGUGAUGGCCAGCAAGGAGAUCAUCAUGGGCCUUUGUGUUCUGGCUUUAGUUUUGUCCCUCAUCAUGAUGGUGAUCAUUCGCUACAUCUCUAAAGUAUUGGUGUGGAUUCUAACAAUUCUGGUGAUCAUUGGCUCGAUAGGGGGGACAGGCGUCCUCUGGUGGCUGUAUGCCGACAGCAGGAAUGCCCUGAACCAUAACACCUUGUCCGUAUUUGGGAAAGAAGUGGCCUCAGACAAUGUUAAGGCCCUGCUUGUGUAUUCAAUCGGUGCUACAAUUUUCACGGUGGUUCUCCUGCUGAUCAUGUUUUUCUUGAGGAAGCGAGUGGCCCUCACCAUCUCCUUGUUCCACGUGGCUGGUAAAGUGUUCAUCAGUCUCCCCUUGCUGGCCCUGCAACCUUUCUGGACUUUCCUGUGCCUCAUGCUCUUCUGGAUCUACUGGAUCACUGUGCUUCUCUUCCUCGGAACUGCAGGGACACCAGUAAAAAAUAAUUCUACAAAUGUGGUUGAAUAUCAGAUGCAAGGCCCUCUUCAGUACCUGGUGUGGUACCAUGCUGUGGGUCUCAUCUGGAUCAGUGAGUUCAUCCUCGCCUUCCAGCAGAUGACCAUCUCUGGAGCUGUAGUCACCUACUACUUCACAAGAAAUAAGUCCCAACUGCCAGCAACCCCCAUCCUUUCUUCCAUGAUGCGCACCAUCCGCUACCACCUAGGUACUCUGGCCAAGGGCUCCUUCAUCAUCACUCUUGUUAAAAUCCCUCGUCUCAUCCUAACAUACAUCCACAGCCAGCUCCAAGGGAAGGAGAAUGCCUGUGCUCGCUGCAUGCUGAAAGCCUGCGUCUGCUGCUUGUGGUGUCUUGAGAAGUGUCUGGCAUAUUUAAAUCAGAAUGCUUACACUGCAACAGCCAUCAACAGCACCAGUUUCUGCACCUCUGCCCGUGAUGCUUUCCUCAUCCUGGUGGAAAAUGCUCUCCGAGUAGCCACCAUUAACACUGUGGGCGACUUUGUCCUCUUCCUGGGAAAGGUGCUCAUAGUCGCCUGCACAGCUUUUGCUGGCAUACUGUCUCUAAACUACCAGAGGGACUACACAGUGUGGGUACUGCCUCUACUCAUCGUCUGUGUGUUUGCCUUCCUGGUGGCCCACUGCUUCCUCUCUGUGUUCGAGAACGUGGUGGAUGUUCUGUUUCUCUGCUUUGCUGUGGACGCAAAGUAUAACGACGGCAGCCCUGGACGAGAAUUCUACAUGGACAAGGCUUUAAUGGAAUAUGUUGAGGAGAGUAAGAGGAUGGAUCGGUAUAAGGCAGGUGACGGAAGUGGGCAAGAGAUGAAGUCCAUGGCGCGUGGAGGGACUUUAGCCUAAUGAGAUGUCUGAACAACUGCCAAAACCACUGAAAGACAAAGAGUUGACCAGCAUUUCACUCCAGGGACAGAAUGAUAUUGUUACUUUUUGUACUGAAGCUUUAACAAAAGAUGCAUUUGGGCUUUAGUCUUUAUCGCUGUUGCUACUUUAAAGUUUGACACUAAUACUAAUUUUUUAAAGAAAGGUUGUUUUAGUGUUUUUUCUUACGAUAACCUUGUUAUUAACAGAUGUUUUUGUACUGUAAGCUGCAGUUUAAAUGAGAUUUUAAACAGAUGACUAUGUCUAUUGACUAUGUGUAAGAGGUUGUUAAAAUUUUAUUACUUAUUACGUUUUAUACUUGAAUAAACAGAUUUGUAUUGUUUGAUGUUUGCAUGUAUAAAACCCUGCAUAGAAUCAGUAAAAACAUCAGAAAUUA